UUUUUUAUUCAAAACGCUUUGCUUGCCAAACAAUCCUAUGCUGUCUGGUUAUUUGUAGGGAAAACAGAUUGGUCACUUGAGGAAGCACCGGGAGCAGAUGAACCAGUCAUUAUCGUUGGUGGAGGACUUGCGGGAUUAUCUGCUACUUUGGAAGCUCUAAACAGCAAUGCCAAGGUGAUCCUUAUUGAUGGAGAGAAGAAUCUUGGGGGAAACUCUGCUAAGGCUAGUAGCGGCCUGAGUGCUUGCGAAACCGUUACUCAGAAAAAGAUGGGUAUCCAUGACUCCAAGAAUCUCUUCUAUUCGGAUACGAUGAGUGCUGGGGAUCGCGAGAAUGAUGAGGCAUUGGUAGACAUGCUGGUCGACUCUUCUUCAGACGCAGUCGAUUUCCUUCUUAACUUAGGUGUUGAUCUGAGUGAUGUUAACCUAUGUGGUGGCCAUUCAGUGCCGCGAACACAUUGGAUUCCUCCACCAAAAGAAGGUCGAGCUGUUAAUGUUGGCUUUGGAAUAAUCACAAAAGUUAAGGAACGUAUCCUUGAGAUUCAAAAACAGAGACCUGAUGAUGUCAAAAUCAUGACUGAAACACGUGUAGUUGGACUUACGUCGUGGAAUGCAUAUGUUACGGGAGUUAAUGUUAUUAAGGAUGGAAAACGAUCAGAAAUAACUGGUAAGGCAGUAAUUCUUACUACUGGUGGAUUUAGUGCAGAUAAGAAUGAAGAAGCCAGCUUGUUGCAUGAAUUCGCUAGUGAUAAGGUCAGUCCAUUAGUAACAGUGUCUGACCAAUCCCUUUUCUAUAUGCAGCUUAUUUGUUCGCCUUGUACUUAUAAUAGCUUAAUUAAAGCUUGGGGAGCCUUUUGAGU
Molecule: messenger RNA, 857 nt
Organism: Strongylus vulgaris
Lineage: Eukaryota; Metazoa; Nematoda; Chromadorea; Rhabditida; Strongylidae
Source: the annotation of a GenBank genome assembly